AAACCUUGAACAGUUGCACAAAUCAAUGAAAUAUGAGGUCAAUUGGGUUUCUUUUUUUUGGGUUGCUUUUAGCACACACCAAAUCGAGCAUAAUUGAGUUGUACAAUGCAGAAAACAUAAUUGAAAAUGUUAACUCAGCAAAUAGAUCAUGGACAGCUGGGCACAAUUUUCCCAAAAAAGUUUAUCUUUCAUACAUUAAAAAUAUGUUAGGAGCAACGUUUGAGACAAAUGGACUUAUAUACACAAAAGAAAGGUUGAACAUUUCUAGUUCAAAAAUACCUGAGCAUUUUGAUGCGAGGGAAAAAUGGCAAAAUUGCCGUUCAAUCGGUCACAUUCGAGAUCAGGGAAAUUGCGGAUCAUGUUGGGCAGUAUCAGCAGCUUCAGUUUUGUCAGAUAGAUUUUGCAUCGCAACCAAAGGAAAAAUGAACCAUCCUCUUUCUUCUGCUGACUUGUUGUCUUGUUGCAGCUUCUGCGGCAAUGGCUGCAAUGGUGGAAAUCCACUCAAGGCUUGGCAAUAUUUGAGUAAGAAAGGGGUAAGAACUGGAGGUGAUUAUCAUUCCCACGUGGGGUGUCGACCUUAUGAAAUCAAACCAUGCCGACAUUAUGUUGAAGGAACAAGACAAAAAUGUGAUUUACUCCACAGAGCAAAAACGCCACCUUGCCGAAACUGCACUAAUCUGAAUUACAAGAAACCUAAGGCACUGAGUGGAGACUAUGCAAAAGCCAAGUCAUACAAAGUAAUCAAAGAUGUGGAAGAAAUUCAAAAAGAAAUAUUGACAAAUGGCCCAGUGCAAGCUGCAUUUAAAGUUUACGAUGAUUUUCCAGUUUAUAAGUCAGGUGUUUACCAGAAAACAAGCGAGAAAGUUUUAGCCGGACAUGGAGUCAAAAUAAUUGGCUGGGGCAAAGAAAAUGGCUUACCUUACUGGUUAAUUGCCAAUUCGUGGAACACUGACUGGGGCGACAAAGGCCUUUUCAAGAUAGCUCGAGGGCAAAACGAAUGUAAAAUUGAAAGUUUAGUUAUUGCCGGUGUUCCAGAUGUUUGAAUAAUUUGACACUUAAUACAUCAGUAAUUAUUUAUUUACAAAAUUUUCCAUAAUAUAAUGCUGAAAAUAAAUAUUCAUUUUACAUA
This is a messenger RNA of Cimex lectularius (bed bug), 1129 nucleotides long. RefSeq names its product cathepsin B-like. Gene Ontology annotation, molecular function: cysteine-type endopeptidase activity. Gene Ontology annotation, biological process: regulation of catalytic activity. The record is from RefSeq and is a predicted model, not a curated record. The transcript is spliced from 6 exons. Gene Ontology annotation, cellular component: lysosome. NCBI's taxonomy places the organism in Eukaryota, Metazoa, Arthropoda, Insecta, Hemiptera, Cimicidae. The coding region runs from base 33 to 1043 and encodes 336 amino acids.